Python bivittatus (Burmese python) is the source of this 939-nucleotide messenger RNA. RefSeq names its product olfactory receptor 14A16-like. NCBI's taxonomy places the organism in Eukaryota, Metazoa, Chordata, Lepidosauria, Squamata, Pythonidae. Gene Ontology annotation, molecular function: olfactory receptor activity; G protein-coupled receptor activity. The record is from RefSeq and is a predicted model, not a curated record. Gene Ontology annotation, biological process: G protein-coupled receptor signaling pathway. Gene Ontology annotation, cellular component: membrane.
AUGGCCAACAAAUCUGCUGUGACAGAAUUCCUCUUGAUGGGAUUUUCUGAUGACCGUGAUGUACAACUUUUACAUUUUGUAAUGUUUCUAUUUAUUUACUUAGUUGCCUUAGCUGGGAAUUUACUCAUUGUGUUUGUUGUGAUCCUGAACCACCAUCUUCACACCCCUAUGUAUUUCUUUUUGGUCAAUUUAUCCCUGACUGAUAUUUGUUACAUUACAACCACCAUCCCCAAAUCAAUGGCUGUCUCAUUAACAGAUAACAAAAUGAUUACUAUUCCUGGAUGUGUAGCUCAGGUCUUCUUAGUUAUUGCUUGUGUAGGUUCUGAGGUUGCCUUGCUCACCAUCAUGGCUUAUGAUCGUUACGUUGCUAUCUGCCAUCCUCUGCGAUAUAGCUUUAUUUUGAACUGGGAUGCAUGUAGCCAAAUGGCAGUUGCUUCCUGGAUUACCUCCCUCAUCCAUGCUUCGUUGCAAACCACCGUAACUUUUCAGUUACAUUUCUGUGGAUUGAACAUCAUUGGACAGUUUUUUUGCGAUGUUCCUCAGUUACAAAAGAUUUCUUGUACUGAUACAAAAUUUAAUCAACUUUUCAUGUUGAUAGUUGGAUUUGUUGCAAGUUCAUUUUGUACAGGAUUUGUUUUUGCCUCUUAUGGUUACAUCUUCUCUGUUAUUCUAAAAAUUCCAUCAAUUCAAGGUAGAUAUAAAACUUUCUCAACUUGCAGUCCACACUUGACAGUCUACUCCUUAUUUAUCAUCACAUCUAUGUUUUCAUACUUGAGGCCACAAACUCUUUCCUCUCCCACAAUAGACUUACUCUCUGCUGUUUUAUAUGCAGUUUUGCCUCCAGUUCUGAAUCCCAUUAUUUAUAGCUUCCGAAACAAGGAUAUCCAAGAGGCUGUGUGGAAAAUAAUAUCAAAAAUUAAAAGAAAUUUCCAAAUCUGA